Thamnophis elegans (Western terrestrial garter snake) is the source of this 2731-nucleotide messenger RNA. RefSeq names its product syndecan 3 (gene SDC3). The record is from RefSeq and is a predicted model, not a curated record. NCBI's taxonomy places the organism in Eukaryota, Metazoa, Chordata, Lepidosauria, Squamata, Natricidae. Gene Ontology annotation, cellular component: cell surface; membrane. Gene Ontology annotation, biological process: cell migration.
CUGGGCUGGAGCCGGAGGGAGGAGGCGUCCCACAGCGGCCAUCCUUGCAGCUCGGGCCGGCCUCCGCCCCUCCCAAUCGGUUGCAUCUCUCCCGUUGCCUCUUGGCGGGUGCCUCUUCGCAGCCCUCCGGCUCUCCUCCUUCCCUGCGUUGCUCCGGGUUUCUAGUUGCAUCGGAAACAAAGGAAAGGCACUUGCCCCCCUCCCGCUCCUCCCCCGUCCCUCCCCUCCCCUCUCCGUCCCUCCGGACUGCAGCCGUGCGGGGGGCAGCCGGAUCGGCCGUGCCUUCCUCCUCCUCGUCCAGCCGGAAUCCAACAUGCCUCGGCUGCAGCCGUCGAGGCCCCGCGGCCAGGCAGGGCUGCCGCCGCCGCCGCUUCUGCUCCUCCUGCUCCUGGCCGGCCACGUCGCCCGAGCUCAACAGUGGCGGAAUGAAAAUUUCGAACGGCCCAUUGACAUGGAGGGCUCGGGGGACGAUGACUCCUUUGAAGAUGAAGAACUAGAGGAAAUGGAGGACUUCUAUUCAGGAUCUGGCUCUGGAUAUUUCAAGCAGGACCCUGUACCCAAGACGGUUGUGCGGCUCACCACAGAUUCAUCCAUCCUACUUGCUACCACCUCGGCUGUUUUGCCUGUCACAUCUGUGCAACCAGUUGCCACCCCUUUGGCACCGCUCCCUACCGAGGAAGUUAUUCCUGAUUCAGCUACCAGCGGUCUGUACAUCCCCAGGAUUUCAGAAGCCCCAGCAGUCACCAUCUGGAAAGCAGUCGGCGUUACGGCGACCCCUGCGGCCCGCGAUGUCGCUACGACUACGACAACUGCUUCUAGCAUGGCGACCACAGCCUCCACCACAACAGUUACCUCUAGACCCACCACUGCCCUGAGGGACCUGCUGCCUGUGAUCACAAUUGUUGCCGUGACACAGUCGAUGAUGCUCGAAACCCCAACGACGAUGGCGACUGUAGCCAGAACGGAUUCCAGCUCCCCCUCUGGGACGACCAGGGAGACAAAGGUCAGAGAGACGGCCCAGCUCAGCACUUCGCAGGAACCAGACGUUACCACAGGCCCCCAGCCUCCCACAGCAACCCCCACAGAGGCUGCUCAGGCAGAACCCAUGGAAACGACGCUUUCCACAGUUACAAUGAAUGAACUUGACGUUCCCAUCAGUGGGGACUUCGAGAUCCACGAGGAGGAAGAGGUAGCUCAGACCGAGCUCGGCAAUGAAGUGGUGCCUCUGGUCACGCCUGCAGCUGAGCCGGGGUUGAAAAAGAAAGUGGAACCAGGGCUCUUGGACAACACCAUAGAGUCUGGGAAUUCAGCAGCACAACUGCCCCAGAAAAACAUACUGGAAAGGAAAGAAGUGCUCAUAGCUGUGAUUGUGGGAGGGGUCGUUGGGGCCCUCUUCGCAGCCUUCCUGGUGAUGCUCUUGAUCUAUCGGAUGAAGAAGAAAGACGAAGGAAGCUACACGCUGGAAGAGCCCAAGCAGGCAAGUGUCACAUACCAAAAACCUGACAAGCAGGAGGAAUUUUAUGCAUAGACUGGAACCUUGAGUGCCUCGCCAUCUCUUUCGGUCUCAAUGCUGUCCCUUUUUUUAACAACAACAACAACAAACCCAUCUCUGAUUCAACCCGUCUCUUUCUAAUUGAGUCUAUCAAGUUUAACCCGAAAGUUUGAAGAAACCAACUGUUUUAAAAAGAGUUGCGCAUUUUUAGAAGGCAACAGAGCUGCACUCACCUUGUAGCGCAGGAGAUCCUUCAAGGAGUGCCGAUGUGGGAGGACCCAAGAGGUAGACCUUUUCGGAUGUCUCCUGGAAGAUCUUCUGAAAUUAACAGGAAGUCCUGGAUUCAUACCUAACUCAGGACUAAAAGCACUGAUCUUUUUUAAAAAAAAAAAUAAGUGGACACUUUUGGUUGUCAAUACUUUCUGAUACUCUUCAAGACGAGGGUUUAACUUCACGUGCUAGAAGAUGCAAUAUUUGAUAGACCGGGCUGCUCACGAGCCAUCACCUCUUCCGACUGAGCAACUGUGCUGGACCCUUGGGAUUGCUUCCUUGAAGAUGUCACCUGGUCUGCAAGGGGCACUCCUUAACGCUCGUGUCUUUCUUCCUUUCUCCCUUCAUCCCAUCACGAUCAACAGCCAAAAGACCUCAGAUGCUACCUUUCUGUUGCAAACCCAGCCUAGGUUUCCAACUGAAGCUUGUGCCCAGAUUUAUUGGGAUUCACUGUGACGUUAAACCUCGAUUAGCACAGCAUUCCACAUCUAGGCAAGAGGAUGAAGAGCAUUUUUCUAAGAUAUCGAUCGUGAGGAAGGAGAUGGCAAUACCUUUUUUUUUCUUUUUUAGAAAGUCAAGCUAUCUUCUAAAAUCAUGUAGGAAAUAGAUCUCACACAUCUUGAUGAAUGGUGUGGUCAUUUCUUCAUUGGUGGGGGGACUGGUGGGAGGUUUAUUGGGGAAGCCUAAGAGUAGAAUGAUGUGAGCCUAGUUCUUUGAUUCUGAGGGACUCUGUAAAUAGAUGGAUUAAAAAAAAUGAAAUAAGUAUAUAGAGAACUUGAGUGGGGGGAGAAUCCUGAUUCUUCUGAAGCAGUAAGUUGUCGAGUAACAGCAAGCAUGCAAAAAGAAACAUUUCGGUCAAGUUUGUUAAGCAAGUUCAUAUUUCAUAGCAAUGCAGGAGAGGUGAUUGUGCUGACCCCAAAGAGUUAUAAGGAUGCUAUAAACCCCCCCAGUCUGAACAAAGAACGAAAA